AUGGAUUGCUCAUUUCUGUUCGGUUCCCAGAGUAUCACUAGGCUCAUAUGCGCAGCUAUAGCUUACAUAGGCUUCAGCAGAUUUGAAAAGGCCGAGUGUGUCGGGGUUAAGGACGCCCCGGCGUCAGAAAUCCUCGUGUCACCGCAGAGCGUGCUGCCCAUGAACUCGUUGGUGUCUAACAUUGAAGUAACCAAGCAGAGAGCGCCAAUCAUUGAAGAAUGUCGCAUAGACGCUGAUUUAGCGUUCAAUCCUGCCACAGUUGGCGGUAAGGAGACCUUACAGCGCCUGCACGCCGAUGAAAUUGCGGCGAUCCAGGCUCCCAUGGAUCAGGGGGUCGUCCGCGAGCUAAACGAUCGCAAUGCUCUCGACUUCAUGCAGAUGGUCUUGAACGAGCACUUGCCUAGGAAGGAGUUUUGGCUAUGCUGGUUCCGCAGCCGUCUGCGUAGCAUCACAGAGACAUCGGAAACACCACCGACGCAUACGGUAGUCCCGCCUGGCGACAAGUUUAUUUCACCAACGGGACCUAGCACCGGGAAGAAUAUCCGCGGUGCACACGACAGCGACACACCAGAUACAAGCACAGGAGUUUGUCAGGACGCCAAGGCAAGCAGUGUUGCGGAAUCGUCCCUAGACGACAUCUCCAGAGCCCGUAGAAUCUGGCUGUUUGUUACGGGAUUAUAUGCAACCGCUAAAACGAUGGUGUUCCGUGAUAGUAAGGCAACAGACAUCCCUAGGCCGUCGCUACGAAGUCACCUCGCCACAUUUGGAAGGGCUGUUGCCGGGAAAGUUGGCAGGGGUGUUGUUAGUACCGUGUCUACUGUGAGCACAGUGCUCGGCUUCAACGACACACCCUUCAUAAACAUGAAGCACACAAUCAUGCAAUUGUUUUCCCCAGAAUUGAAGGUGAAGGAGGAGCCGGAAGAGCCUACACAUGCGGCCCUAGAGGAGGAAUGCUUCCUGGAAAAGAUGGCGCGACUCAACGCCUUCUACCACCAUGAUAUCGCCAAUAGACCUAUAUAUGCGGAUAGGUCGUCAUUUUACGGCCCUCUGCCCAAGGCGUUGAACGUUACCGAAGCACAGGCGCCGUUCGAAACCGCGCGUUGCCGGAACGCCGCACAUUAUGUCGUCGUGUCUAGCGGGCAUUAUGCGACAUUGUCGCUGUACACAUUGUUUGCCGUGAUGUUCCUCAUAUAG
Messenger RNA from Babesia ovata, 1194 nucleotides. Its product is annotated as DNA-dependent kinase catalytic subunit-like protein, putative. Bases 1 to 1194 code for a protein of 397 amino acids. Lineage: Eukaryota; Apicomplexa; Aconoidasida; Piroplasmida; Babesiidae. The record is from RefSeq and is a predicted model, not a curated record. The transcript has a single exon.